UGCGCAUCUGUGAUGGUGAUGGUGGUGUACAGUUGGAGGCUGGUGGUCAACAGCAGGCACCCUCACCAUCUCCAGGAGGUCUAUUAUGGUGUGCAGAUCUCCUACAUGUCGACGGUGUGUACACACAUUACCCUCAUUGUCCUCAGCAGCCUACUCGUCGCAGGUAUAUGCAAGGAGCGGUGUGGCUUAGUGACGCCGUGGGUGGUGGCCAACAUCACCUUCAUGGCCCUGGAGGCCGUCUGCUGCAUGUACUCCAACGUCCUCAGAGACCACAUCAACAAGAGGUUCGACACCAUAUGCAAAGCAGAAAUGGCGUUCUUUGUCACUAGACUGUUUUUAAAUAUCCUGGCGCUGUGGGGAGUGAUGAGAUUCUACAGAAACAUCCGGGCGGGCAUCACCUACAAGGAUCCUGAGGCAAUAGAAUUAUAGAAGCCGCGGCGCCUGUCCUAUCUUGGACAAGGGAUAAUCUUGGUUUGACGAUGGAGAUCUGAAGGGACUAUGGAGGGUGUGGGAUCAUGUGGUGUAGCUACACCUUCCACCUCCCUUAUGUUGGUCCACACCAUGUAGUGAACCCGUACACCCUCGUGUCAGCAUGGGAACGGUGGUGUCUUGUGACACCACCGUUCGAGGCGAGAAACAAUGGGCAGAGUUUCUUUCAUCCUAUGCCCCUGUUACCUGGCAGUAAAAUAGGUACCUGGGUGUUAGUCAACUGUCACGGGCUGCUUCCUGGGGGUGGAGGCCUGGUCGAGGACCGGGCCGCGGGGACACUAAAAGCCCCGAAAUCAUCUCAAGAAGAUUGUGGUGGUACUGCAACACCACCUGCUUGUCUGAGGCUCAGUGUGGAGACAUACACUUGAAGACCUGCUGGUGCAAGAUAUCCGUACCAGAAGUGUGCAUACCCAUAAGUGUACAUACCCUAAGUGUACAUAACUGUAAGUGUACAUAACCCCUAAGUGUACGUACCUGUAAGUGUUGCGGCAGACGUGUAAUGUCGUGUUACUUGAGAACAGAUGGCCAGAUGGCCCGAACACUCCGCCAUAGUGACAUCGCUGGAGGAUGGAGCACAUCGUUACCUGUACAGUAAACAAGACAAUGAUCUGUAAGGCUGGCCCAAAAGUUACUCUACCCACAUUACCAGGUCUCGGUCAAGUAAUCGCCGAUCUAUUAAAUACGCAAUAACCGCAUAUGAAAUCAGAAAUAAUGGUUGGAGUCCUUUCGACCACCCCGGGUAGUUGUUAGCUUGACUAACAUAGGCACAGAAGACACAUGAUUUUAUUUACAAAGUUCCAGUGAACUUCUGGGCACUAUUCCUUCCCCCCGUCCCAUCCCAAAUCCUUAUCCUGGCCCUUUCCCAGUGCUAUAUAGACGUAAUGGCUUGGCGCUUUUCCUGAUAAUUCAAUUUAAUUCAAUUCUCUUCAGUGUCAAUGUUAGUUAAUCUUUGACAAUGAUCUGGCGAGGUCAAAAGGGCUCCAGCC
Molecule: messenger RNA, 1475 nt
Organism: Procambarus clarkii (red swamp crayfish)
Lineage: Eukaryota; Metazoa; Arthropoda; Malacostraca; Decapoda; Cambaridae
Source: RefSeq, a predicted model, not a curated record